Molecule: messenger RNA, 2371 nt
Organism: Rhododendron vialii
Lineage: Eukaryota; Viridiplantae; Streptophyta; Magnoliopsida; Ericales; Ericaceae
Product: probable E3 ubiquitin-protein ligase RHG1A
Exons: 6
Coding region: 561-2189 (542 amino acids)
Molecular function (GO): ubiquitin protein ligase activity
Source: RefSeq, a predicted model, not a curated record
CAGCGAAUUGAAUUCCAGUCGAUACUGCCUUAUUUUUUCUUUUUUUGGCCCCUCAUCAUUGGUUGUUCCUUUAUCUUUGGACUUUAUUAAUCGGUCUUCGCUCGUUUAAUCUCGUGGUUGGUCAUGAAAAAUUGUUUUUCUCUACCAACGCGGAGAUGGGUUUUCUUUUUUUGUUGAAUUAAUUUUGUAUUUUAAUUCCUUUUUGGUACAUACAUAUAUGGGUAUCCUGUUUGGUUGGUUGUUCUUGAGCUUUUUUCGACGGCUUAAUUUGCGGAGAAAGCGUUUUCUUUAUCUUCACAAAUAGAAAGUGGAAAAGUAUUUUUUUUUCUUUGCCAAUCGCGUAAAACGAAUAACCCAUCUUUGCUUGGUCGAUAACUUAUCGUUCUUUGGGGGUCUCUCUCUUCUAUCUCCUUAUUGCUUGCCUUUUCCCCUUCUUUCUUUUCUUGUAAUCUUUUCAGAGUUCUUCCAUGAUCGCAGGAGUUAGUUUGGGUUUUCAUAUGUGUGGCUGAUUAAUCUUCUUAUGUUUCUUGAUUGAUGAUAUAUAGACAAGACAGAUAUACAUGGGUGAGUAUUCUGGUAAAAGAUCCUUUGGUGGGCUUCUUGUACCCAGGAAAGGACCUGGUCUUGUUUCAAGAGAUGCAGCUGAAAGUGGGGAUAAGUUUUGCAACAGAAUUGGAUGCAACGGCAGACUCAACCAUACCAGAAGUCCCCAUAAUGGUUCUGAAAAAUUUAAGUCCUCAAGACCUUCUUUCCAUGCUUCAAAUGGCAAGGAGAUAGUUGGAAGUUCUACUAGGACUUGUUCUGCAGUUGCCAACACAAGAAAAUCGUUUCUGGAAACCAGGAAAAAGCCAUCUUCUCUAUCAGAACUGGAUUCAUCUGCACCUAGUAGUGUUGAGGACGAGCCAGAAGUGUUGGAUGUUGUCUCCUCCUCAUCUGGAAGGGGUGUUCAGAUUGGGAAUCAAUCUGAUGCUAAGAGGUCCGGGAAAGUUAGUUUGAUUGAAGCGGGGAGCUCUAGUAUAGCAGCAUCCAAUAGUAGACCUCGGAAGGCAUUCUGGCAGAAAUCUGGGAUACGCAACCGAGACGCUCAUCCAUUAGGUCCUUCUGUUCCCUUGGCCAGCACAAGCCCGGGGGCAAGAAACAGGUAUGGUUUGGGAAAUCUUAGAUGCAACUCAGCAUCUGAUGUAGUAGUCCCCUCAGGUGGUUCAUCAUCCGAAUCAAAAAUUAGUAGGAGAAACAAUAUACUGAAAAAUGGAAACCCUAAAGGAGAAAGCUGUUCAUCUGUUUGUGGUAGGAAGAUGACUAGACCAUCAUCAGAUGGUACAACUUCUACCCAGGGACUUUCCAUUUCUGAUUCACGACGAACCAGAAAUGGGUCUCCUAGUGGAAAUGGUGGCUUGGGAUGGGGUCGGACUCGGAAGUCAAUCAAUGGUACCACUAGGACGAGGCUUUCUUCUCAAGGAAAUGGAAAUGGGUUGUUACCAAAGGAUAUAACCCCACAAGUGCCUCAACCAGAAUUGCAUAUUGGUGGGGGUAUUCCUGGUUCUUCUCAUCAGUUUUCAGCUGAAGCUGCUUCUUCAAGUCGCUCAACCUCUUUUAGUAGUUAUAGUAGUAGUGGUGGUAGUUCACCUGGCCUUAUGCGAGCAGGACCUGCAGAACUUGGGAUACCCUGUUCCCUUAUGAAUCAUGAUGGCUUGCGGCGAUAUAAUAUGGGUGGUAUCGCAGAGGUAUUGAUGGCGCUUGAGAGAAUUGAACAAGAUGAGGGGCUAACACAUGAGGAAUUACUUGCUCUGGAGACAAAUAUAUUCCUUGGUGGACUUGGCUUAUAUGAUCAGCAUAGGGACAUGAGACUGGACAUUGAUAACAUGUCUUAUGAGGAAUUACUAGAAUUAGAAGAGAAGAUGGGUAGUGUGAGCACAGCACUGUCAGAGGAAGCUCUAUCAAAAUGUCUUAAAAGAAGCAUCUAUCAGCCUCUAUCUCCCAAAGGAGGAGCUGUGGAAUGCACGGAAGACGAAAAUCAAGGCAAAUGCAGUAUUUGUCAGGAAGAGUACGCAAUUGGAGAUGAGGUUGGAAAAUUGGAAUGUGAACAUGGGUAUCAUGUGGAGUGCAUACAUCAGUGGCUGCGGCUCAAGAAUUGGUGUCCCAUCUGCAAGGGUUCAGCAGCAACUUCACGGUCGCCCUCAUUCAGUUAAUAGACAGGACCAUUUUAUUUCUUCAGGAAUCAUAUGGCUUUGUUCAAUUGAACUCUUAUUUUCUUUUGUUUUACUGUACAUAGAAAUCCCUUUAGCUGAUCUUCAACAAUAAGCCCUGCCCUCUAGGAAUUCACUGCUGCAGAACUGUCACAGAAAAUAUUUACAAUAUCGUUGUUGCUCAA